This is a messenger RNA of Oryzias latipes (Japanese medaka), 4245 nucleotides long. RefSeq names its product phosphorylated CTD interacting factor 1 (gene pcif1). Gene Ontology annotation, molecular function: RNA polymerase II C-terminal domain binding; mRNA (2'-O-methyladenosine-N6-)-methyltransferase activity. Lineage: Eukaryota; Metazoa; Chordata; Actinopteri; Beloniformes; Adrianichthyidae. Gene Ontology annotation, cellular component: nucleus. The record is from RefSeq and is a predicted model, not a curated record.
CAUGGCUGCUUGAAUACUACUCGCAGCCCCUGCCCUCCAGCUCCGCGACAUUACGGAUCCAAAGUCUCCAAUUGCGGGUCGGUUCCGUUGCACACGGUUUUGACACCGCCCUGGGAUAAUACCUCCAGCUGCAGCCGGACCGCACAAUAAAUCGGGUGACAGACUUUGACCCAUAAGCGAUCCGAUCCGUCUGAUGGUAAACUGGUGGAGUUUUUGGCGCGCAAACGCGGUCGGCUGGUGCGAUCAUUUCAUCUCAGGUCUGGUUCUGUUUACGAUCAGAGCAGAGGAGUGAUCAUAACUGGAACUGUGGUCCCCCCACCGGUUCAUGUCAUUCUAAGGACGAUCGGGGAAAUGUCCAGUGAAAGUCAGGGAUUUGUGAAGGGGGAGGCAGCUGCAGCGUUGCCUUCCUCUGCUUCUGCCUCCACACAGGGACCGCCUCUUUCUCCAUCCACCACGUCAAGAGCACCCGAGCUUCCAGAUGAGCUGGUGCAGGCUGGUUGGGCCAAGUGCUGGUCCCGAAGGGAGAACCGGCCGUACUACUUCAACAGAUUCACCAACCAGAGCCUGUGGGAGGUGCCCGUACUGGGUCAACAUGAUGUUAUCUCAGAUCCUUUGGGUUUGAAUGCAGCCCCGGCAGAAAGUGGGGAAAGUAACCUUGGCAAUGGUCAGAGGAAGAGGAGGAGUUCUGGCGAGCAGGGGGCGGGUCCUAACACUUUAAAACGUGCCAAGGUGGAGCCCACCACACCUAUCUCUCCCAGCACCCCUGGAGGAAAACCCUGGAGUUCUGCCCCUGAAGACAAACCGGCACAGACAAAUACCCCUUCGACUCCUGCUACAGCUCCUGCUCCAGCUACAGCUACAGCUACAGCUCCUGCUACAGCUCCUGCUACAGCUACAGCUACAGCUCCAACUCCAGCCCCAUACAGACCCUCUGUAAUCUACUGGGAUCUGGAUGUACAGACAAACGCUGUGAUCAGAGAGCGACCUUCUGCGAUGGACCUGCCGCCCCACCCAGAGAUCGAGCUGCAGAGAGCACAACUGGUCACCAAACUGAGGCAGCAUUACCACGAGCUGUGCCACCAGAGGGAAGGCAUUGACCCGCCGCGGGAAUCAUUCAACCGUUGGCUGCUGGAGAGGAAAGUCAUUGAUAAAGGCCAGGACCCGCUGCUGCCGAGUGACUGUGAGCCAAUCAUCUCUCCGUCCAUGUUCAGGGAGGUGAUGAACGACAUCCCCAUCAGGCUGUCUCGCAUCAAGUACAAAGAGGAGGCCCGGAAGCUGUUGUUUAAAUACGCAGAAGCUGCCAAGAGGAUGAUUGACUCUAGGAACGCGAGUCCUGAGAGCAGAAAGGUGGUCAAGUGGAACGCUGAAGACACCAUGAACUGGCUCCGCAGAGAUCACUCUGCGAGCAAAGAGGACUACAUGGACCGUUUGGAACACCUGAGGCAGCAGUGUGGUCCUCAUGUUACUGCAGUUGCAAAAGACUCUGUUGAGGGCAUUUGCUCCAAGAUCUACCAGCUGUCUGCAGAGUACAGCCGGCGUCUGAGGGAGACCCACAUGGGUCUGCUGCAGGACCCGGCCACAGAGGUGCCUGAAUCCCCACAGCCAUCGCGGCUGGUCUACUGUUAUCCGGUGCGGCUUGCCAUACCAACACCCUCCCUCCCCCGCGUGGAGCUGCACUUUGAGAAUGAUGUCGCGUGUUUACGUUUCAAAGGCGAGAUGGUCAAAGUAAACCGAGGACACUUUAGCAAACUGGAGCUAUUGUACAGAUACAGCUGCAUAGACGACCCUCGCUUUGAAAAAUUCUUGUCCAGAGUGUGGUGCCUCCUAAAAAGAUACCAGGUGAUGUUUGGCAACAGCAACAAUGAGGGGACUGGUCUGCAGGGGGCACUGCCGGUGUCUGUAUUUGAGGCGUUAAACCGGCAGUUUGGUGUUUCUUUCGAGUGUUUUGCUUCACCUUUGAAUUGUUACUUCAAACAGUACUGCUCUGCCUUUCCGGACAUCGAUGGCUUCUUUGGAUCCAGAGGGCCGUUCCUGUCUUUCAGGCCAGUGAGUGGUUCAUUUGAAGCAAACCCCCCCUUCUGUGAGGAGCUCAUGGACAGAAUGGUGACGCACUUUGAGGAUCUGUUGGAACAGUCCUCGGAACCGCUGUCCUUCAUCAUUUUUAUCCCGGAGUGGCGUGACCCGGUGACUCCUGCUCUAACUCGCAUGGAGGAAAGCCGGUUCCUGCGACAUCAGCUAAGCGUCUCAGCCUACGAGCACGAGUAUCGAUCUGGAAGUCAGCACGUCUGCAAGAGAGAAGACAUGUACUACCGGGCUGUCCAUGGAACUGCGGUACUCUUUCUACAGAACGACGCUGGAUUUGCCAAAUGGGCGCCCACACCAGAACGCUUGGCGGAGCUGACAGCAGCAUAUCGGCCUUCUCUGUCCCGCACUUCCUCCCUGUCCUCCCCUGGCCCCGCCCACAUUUCCCCAGGAGACAGAGAUUCCACCCUCAAGGCCUGUGAUAGGACACAGAGCAGUGUGAUGUCCCCCAGUGACCAUGACAACAACAACAACAACAAUGGCAGCACCAGCAGCAGUCCUCAGGACAAGCUGGCUGUGACAGAGGGGCAGAGCUUGUAGUGAUUUUCAUCCCUUGCGCUCUCAUUGACCCUCACCAGCAACUGUAGCACACAAAGGCCGACACAGAAUGCUGCUGUUCCCCCGCCAGCAAGGGUGAAGGCUUCAUCUGACCUGUUCACCACUUCCCCCUCCCUCCGUCUGCUGGCCAUUCUGAUUGGCCGAAGCUCUCACGUGCUGUUUGAGAUUCGGCCGCUCAGAAUUCCAGCAAAAAAAGACUUCCCUGAUGUCUGAGGACUCUCACUGGUUGGCAGCUAUCGUUUCUACAGGACUUGUCUGUCUUUGACAGAAUCUCGCAGAGCUCCCGCCCUCUUUGGUGAAGGAGGACUUGACUGUGCACCUGUUGAGCGCUGGCAGCUGGACUGAUGGGGUCAAACAGAGGGGGCGGGGCCACAGUGAGAUUAUUGUCCGUCUUUUUCUAAACGUUCUUUUUUGUCACUUUCACCUCAGUUUUUCUUUUGCUUUGUAAAUUAAAUUAACAUUGUAGAUUUGUUUAAAAGAAAAUUAUUAUAUGAAUUCAGAUUUACAGCUGGGCCAGUCCAGAAGGACUUUAGUACAGACAGGUCUGGUCUGGUCCAGUCCAGGUUCAGACACUAAGACACUUUUAAUCUCUCAUGGGAGAACACAAAUGAGCUGUGCCCCCCCCCCCACACACACACUUCUGGCCUGACCCAGCAGCUGCCCGCUGCUCUGUGACAGGUGUCAGGUGGCGUCUCUGCACCCAUUUGUAGAUAAUGUACAGUUGGACCGCAUGAGGUCUGUUGAUGCUCUUUUCAGCUGAAUUUUUUGUUGUUGUUUUGGAUUAAUUUAACCUUUUUAAAAGAGAUGUGUUUGUGUAUUCACGGCCCAAUAGUUUGUUUUAACCCAAACCAAAGUGUUGUUUAUAGGAUAUAAAUGUGUAUGUACAGGACAGGUGUUUAUCUGUGUGAGCUGGGACUCUCCUCGCCUCACCAUCUCUUCUUUUAGUUGUGCAUGAAAAAAUUUGGACCGCACACAAUCGCAGAGCAGCAUUUAAGGAAAAAGUUCAGAGUUGGAACAGAACCUGAAAAACCUGAAGCGGUUUUUUUUCUGCCACAGCUGAAGGUGUGUUCUCCCGAGAGUUGAUGUCGUCUUUAUUUCUGACUCUCAGAUCGUCAAAUGCUCUCUUACCUCCUCAACAGGUUGGUCCUGUUUCUUAGCAGAAGAGCGGUUUCCUCUUCCACAAUAGGAGGGUGACGGGAGGCAUUUCUGGUUUGUGUUCAGGGAGCCGCAGGACUCGGUUACCAGUCCAGCAGAGGGGUUGUUCAGUAUAAGUCUGUUCAGACUCAAUUUUUGUUGUCCUUAAUACUGCCUGCAGACAAACUGCAACUCCUCUCCAAGUAAAAAGUAUCCAGCCCAGUACAACAGCGUGUAGCUUGUCUUCAUUGUCCCUCAGGUUUGAGCAGCUUUGUUAUUGUUAUGACAUUUCAGAUCUCAUUGAUUUGGAACAGGUUAGUUGCAUCAGGUUUCUCAAAAGGUUUAACUAAAAACAUGCAAAACUGGACUAUAAAAUGAGCAAAUACAGCAGAACCAUGCAAAGGUGUAAUCCUAAAAGCGAAAAGUAUGUUGUUGCAUCAAAAAUGGUUACAAAAAUAAAGUUAGAGAAUC